AUGGAACUUGCAACUCUCUGCGAUACCAAGGUUUGUGCUGUUAUUACUGGUCCUAAUGGGGAACUCCAAACUUGGCCUGACAAUUUGGAUGCCUGUAAAGAUGUUUUUGAUCUCUACUCUCAAAAUCUGAAACCCAAAAAGAAGCACAAGGAAUCAUCAACACCAGUACCAGAACUAGAAGAAGAACAAAGAGAGAAAGAUCUCCUAACGCUAGUUGAAUCAAAUAUUGCUAAUGUCAACAGUAGAAUUUGUUUCGUGGAGAACAAGAAUGUUGUUGUUGCUGAUAAUGGGAAAAGAAAGAGAAUUGAGUGA
This is a messenger RNA of Solanum tuberosum (potato), 312 nucleotides long. RefSeq lists its product as uncharacterized. The transcript has a single exon. Bases 1 to 312 code for a protein of 103 amino acids. Lineage: Eukaryota; Viridiplantae; Streptophyta; Magnoliopsida; Solanales; Solanaceae. Gene Ontology annotation, molecular function: protein dimerization activity; DNA binding. The record is from RefSeq and is a predicted model, not a curated record.